Messenger RNA from Molossus molossus (Pallas's mastiff bat), 8094 nucleotides. It is a transcript of the gene TNS1, whose product is annotated as tensin 1. Gene Ontology annotation, biological process: fibroblast migration. The transcript is spliced from 34 exons. The record is from RefSeq and is a predicted model, not a curated record. Gene Ontology annotation, molecular function: protein binding. The coding region runs from base 259 to 5790 and encodes 1843 amino acids. NCBI's taxonomy places the organism in Eukaryota, Metazoa, Chordata, Mammalia, Chiroptera, Molossidae.
GUGGCUGCCCCCUGCAUUCCUCCAUCCAGCCAUGAAUUGGUGCCUAUCAACAUUGAGAGUGCACCAAAGAAUGUAGCAGACACGGGAGAAGGAGCCUUCCGGGGUGGAAACACUCGGAAAAGUCUUGAGGAAGACGGCUCCACCAGAGUCAGCCCGAGUGUCCAGCCCCAUCCGCAGCCUGUCAGCAGCUCCCCAGUGGGCCCGUGGACUCCCCCUGGAACAGAAGCUGGGUGCGGUGUCAAGAUUCUUCCCAGAAACAUGAGUGUGAGCCGGACCAUGGAGGACAGUUGUGAGCUGGACCUGGUAUAUGUCACAGAGAGGAUCAUCGCCGUCUCCUUCCCCAGCACAGCCAAUGAGGAGAACUUCCGGAGCAACCUCCGGGAGGUGGCCCAAAUGCUCAAGUCCAAACAUGGAGGCAACUACCUGCUUUUCAACCUCUCUGAGCGGAGACCGGACAUCACGAAGCUCCACGCCAAGGUACUGGAAUUUGGCUGGCCUGACCUCCACACCCCAGCCCUGGAGAAGAUCUGCAGCGUCUGCAAGGCUAUGGACACUUGGCUCAACGCAGACCCUCACAAUGUCGUCGUUCUGCACAACAAGGGAAACCGAGGCAGGAUAGGAGUUGUCAUCGCCGCUUACAUGCACUACAGCAACAUUUCGGCCAGCGCUGAUCAGGCACUGGACCGGUUUGCAAUGAAGCGGUUCUAUGAGGAUAAGAUUGUACCCAUUGGCCAGCCAUCCCAGAGAAGGUACGUGCAUUACUUCAGCGGCCUGCUCUCUGGCACCAUCAAAAUGAACAACAAGCCCUUGUUUCUGCACCACGUGAUCAUGCAUGGCAUCCCCAACUUCGAGUCUAAAGGAGGGUGUCGGCCAUUUCUCCGGAUCUACCAAGCCAUGCAACCUGUUUACACAUCGGGCAUCUACAAUGUCCAAGGAGACAGCCAGACCAGCAUCUGCAUCACCAUCGAGCCUGGGCUGCUCUUGAAGGGAGACAUCUUGCUGAAGUGCUAUCACAAGAAGUUCCGGAGCCCAGCCCGAGACGUCAUCUUCCGUGUGCAGUUCCACACCUGCGCCAUCCACGAUCUGGGGGUUGUCUUUGGGAAGGAGGACCUAGAUGAUGCCUUCAAAGAUGAUCGAUUUCCAGAAUAUGGCAAAGUGGAGUUUGUAUUUUCUUAUGGACCAGAGAAAAUUCAAGGCAUGGAGCACCUGGAGAACGGGCCCAGCGUGUCCGUGGACUACAACACCUCCGACCCCCUCAUCCGCUGGGACUCCUAUGACAAUUUCAGCGGGCAGCGCGAAGACGGCAUGGAGGAUGGGCGCAAACUGAAUACCAAUAGCCAGUCAAUUGGAGGCAUCUCAGGUGGCCUGGUGGAUCAAUAUCCCGGGCCAGGAGCCCACUGGCCUGCCCAGAGUCCAGCCUCAAACGCUGUCUGGUUGCAGAACCAGAAUCCGAAGCUUUGCACUGAGAAUCUCACUUUGUGCUCCUGUCCCCUCCCCGAGGCCUGCCCAGAGGUUGUGGGACACACUCAGGGGCCACUGGAUGGGAGCCUGUAUGCCAAGGUGAAGAAGAAGGACUCCCUGAAUGGCAGCACUGGGGCCGUCAUUGCCACGCGUCCUGCCCUGUCGGCCACUCCCAACCACGUGGAACACACCCUGUCCGUGAGCAGUGACUCGGGCAACUCCACAGCCUCCACCAAGACAGACAAGACCGAUGAGCCUGCCCCUGGCCCCUCUAGCGCCCCUGUUGCCCUGAGUCCCGAGGAGAAGCGCGAGCUGGAGCGCCUGCUCAGUGGCUUUGGCUUAGAGCGCGAGAAGCCAGGCACCAUGUACCACACCCAGCAUCUCCGGUCCCGCCCCGUGGGGGGCCCUGCUGCGCCCGCCUCCAGCCGCCACAUUGUUCCAGCCCAGGUUCACGUCAAUGGCGGGGCCUUGGCAUCUGAGCGGGAGACGGACAUUCUGGAUGAUGAGCUGCCCAACCAGGACGGGCACAGCGUGGGCAGCAUGGGCACACUGUCCUCCCUGGAUGGCAUCACCAACACCAGUGAGGGGGGCUACCCAGAGGCCCUGUCCCCAUUGACCAAUGGCUUGGACAAGCCCUACCCCAUAGAACCUAUGGUCAAUGGCGGGGGCUACCCCUAUGAGUCUGCCAGCCGGGCAGUGCCUGCCCACGCUGGCCACUCCGCUCCCAUGCGGCCCUCCUACUCCGCACAGGAGAGUUUAGCUGGCUACCAGCGCGAGGGUCCCCACCCAGCCUGGCCACAGCAAGUGACCACCUCCCACUAUGGCCAUGACCCCAGCAGUAUGUUCCGCUCUCAGUCCUUCCCGGAAACUGAGCCCCAGCUGCCCCCAGCUCCAGCCCGAGGGGGAAGCAGUCGAGAGGCUGUGCAGAGGGGCCUCAAUUCCUGGCAGCAGCAGCAGCAGCAACAACAGCAGCCUCGCCCGCCUCCUCGCCAACAGGAAAGAGCCCACUUGGAGAGUGUUGGGCCCAGCAGGCCUGGCCCCCAGCCACUGUCAGAGACCCCCAUGCCUUCCCUCCCUGAGUUCCCCAGGGCAGCCUCCCAGCAGGAGAUCGAGCAGUCCAUUGAAGCCCUCAACAUGCUGAUGCUAGAUCUGGAGCCAGCUGCGGCCGCUGCCCCCCUGCACAAGUCCCAGAGUGUCCCUGGGGCCUGGCCAGGGGCCUCCCCGCUCUCCUCCCAGCCUCCUCCUGGCUCCUUCUACCAGUCCCAUCCACUGACCCAGUCCAGAUCUGGCUACAUCCCCAGUGGGCAUUCCUUGGGAACCCCUGAGCUGGCCCCACGGGCCUCCCUGGAGUCCGUCCCUCCUGGCAGGUCUUACUCACCUUAUGAUUAUCAGCCAUGUCCGGCUGGACCCAGCCAGAGUUACCGUCCAAAGAGCCCAGCUUCCUCCUCUUCCUUGCCCACCUUCCUUCCAACCACCCACAGCCCUCCAGGGCCUCAGCAGCCCCCUGCCUCUCUCCCUGGCCUCACCACUCAGCCUCAGCUCCCACCAAAAGAGGCGACUUCAGAUACAUCCCGAACUCCAGAGGAGGAGCCCUUGAACCUGGAGGGACUGGUGGCCCACCGGGUAGCAGCGUACAACGCCAGACUGCAGGAUAUGGGGCAGCGUGUCAGCUCCCAGCACCCCCCUCUCCACCGGCUCCGAUCUUCCUCCCUCUCUGGGGUGCAGGCUCGGGAGAAGCCGCCUGCAGAGCCCCCAGCCCCACUCCGGAGGCGGGCGGCCAGCGAUGGACAGUACGAGAACCAGUCUCCAGAACCCUCAUCCCCCCGGAGCCCCGGGGUUCGCUCCCCCGUUCAGUGCGUGCCCCCGGAGCUGGCGCUCACCAUCGCUCUCAAUCCUGGAGGGCGGCCCAAAGAGCCCCAUCUGCACAGCUACAAGGAGGCCUUCGAGGAGAUGGAGGGAACCUCUCCGACCAGUCCACCACCCAGUGGGGUGCGCUCCCCUCCAGGUCUGGCCAAGACACCCCUAUCGGCUCUGGGCCUGAAACCCCACAACCCGGCAGAUAUCCUGUUGCACCCCACGGGCGAGGAGGAUGGGGGGAAGGAGGUGCCGCAGCCCCCCGGAGAGCCCCGGAGCUAUGUGGAGUCAGUGGUUCGGACGGCGGUGGCUGGGCCCCGAGCUCAGGACCCUGAGCCGAAGAGCUUUAGCGCCCCGGCUGCCCAGGCCUAUGGCCACGACACGCCCCUGAGGAACGGGACCCUGGGUGGCUCCUUUGUCUCCCCCAGCCCCCUCUCCACCAGCAGCCCCAUCCUCAGUGCUGACAGCACUUCAGUGGGGAGUUUCCCAUCCGGGGAGAGCAGUGACCAGGGCCCCCGGACACCCACCCAGCCUUUGUUGGAUUCUGGCUUCCGCUCCGGCAGCCUGGGCCAGCCCAGCCCUUCGGCUCAGAGAAGCUACCAGAGUUCUUCUCCUCUUCCCACUGUGGGCAGCAGCUACAGCAGCCCCGACUACUCGCUUCCGCAGUUCAGCUCCCCAGAAAGCCAGGCCCGGGCUCAGAUCAGCCACACGAUACCUGGCAGCCCUCAAGCUCGCCACAGGACAGUGGGCACCAACACUCCUCCUAGUCCUGGCUUCGGCCGCCGAGCUGUCAACCCCGGCAUGGCUGCCCCCAGCAGCCCCAGUUUGAGCCACCGCCAGGUGAUGGGCCCUCCAGGAACUGGCUUCCAUGCCAACGCAGGCUCCAGUCCCCAGAGCAGUGCAGCCACCACUCCAGGGAGCCCCAGCCUGGGCCGGCACCCUGGGGCUCACCAGGCCUCAGGCCUCCAUGGCAGUGUGGUCACCACUCCAGGGAGCCCCAGCCGGGGCCAGCACCCUGGGGCCCACCAGGCCUCAGGCCUCCAUGGCAAUGUGGCCACCACUCCAGGGAGCCCCAGUCUGGGCCGGCAUCCUGGAGCCCACCAGGGCAGUUUGGCCCCCAAUCUCCACGGCAACACAAUAGGCAGCCCCGGAAGCCCUAGCCUGGGCCGUCACCUCGGAGGGUCUGGAUCCGCGGUUCCUGGCAGUCCCAGCUUGGACCGGCACGUGGCCUAUGGCGGCUACUCCACCCCCGAGGACCGGAGACCCACGCUGUCCCGGCAGAGCAGUGCCUCUGGCUACCAGGCCCCUUCCACGCCCUCCUUCCCCGUGUCCCCUGCCUACUACCCUGGCCUGAGCAGCCCCACCACCUCCCCCUCGCCGGAUUCGGCAGCCUUCCGGCAAGGGAGCCCGACACCGGCCUUGCCAGAGAAGUGGAGGAUGUCCAUGGGAGACCGAGCGGGCAGCCUCCCCAACUAUGCCACCAUCAACGGGAAGGUGUCUUCCUCGCCCGUCGCCAGCGGCAUGUCCAGUCCCAGCGGGGGCAGCACCGUCUCCUUCUCGCACACUCUCCCCGACUUCUCCAAGUACUCCAUGCCAGACAACAGCCCGGAGACCCGGGCUAAAGUGAAAUUUGUCCAGGAUACUUCCAAGUAUUGGUACAAGCCGGAGAUCUCCAGAGAGCAGGCUAUCGCACUCCUGAAGGACCAGGAGCCGGGGGCCUUCAUCAUCCGCGACAGUCACUCCUUCCGAGGAGCCUACGGGCUGGCCAUGAAGGUGUCUUCGCCCCCUCCGACCAUCAUGCAGCAGAACAAGAAAGGGGACAUGACCCAUGAACUGGUGAGACAUUUCCUGAUAGAGACUGGCCCCAGAGGAGUCAAGCUCAAGGGGUGCCCCAACGAGCCAAACUUCGGAUCGCUCUCAGCCCUGGUCUACCAGCACUCCAUCACCCCGCUGGCUCUGCCCUGUAAGCUGGUCAUUCCAAACCGAGACCCCACAGAUGACUCGAAAGAGAGCUCGGGCCCUGCCAACUCAGCCGCCGACCUGCUGAAGCAAGGGGCAGCCUGCAACGUGCUCUUUGUCAACUCGGUGGACAUGGAGUCACUCACUGGGCCACAGGCCAUCUCCAAAGCCACCUCUGAGACACUGGCUGCUGAUCCCACGCCAGCUGCCACCAUCGUUCACUUCAAAGUUUCUGCCCAGGGAAUUACACUGACGGACAACCAGAGAAAGCUCUUCUUCAGACGACACUACCCUCUCAAUACCGUCACCUUCUGUGACCUGGAUCCACAGGAGAGAAAGUGGACAAAGACGGAGGGCGGUGUCCCUGCUAAGCUCUUCGGCUUUGUGGCCCGGAAACAGGGCAGCACCACGGACAACGCCUGCCACCUCUUUGCUGAGCUCGAUCCCAAGCAGCCUGCCUCCGCCAUCGUCAACUUCGUCUCCAAGGUCAUGCUGAGUGCCGGCCAGAAGAGAUGAACUCUCCCCAGGCCCCGGGCCAGGGCAGUGGGGGUGGGGCCUGUGGGGGGGGGGACCGUGAAUCCUGACCACCUUUGAAUCCAGAAGGAGGACUUUGGGCCAAUUUGGAGAAGGAGAGAAGAAAGUGCGACAUGAGGAGAGCAAAGUGAAUUGCAGAGGGGAGGGGGGAAGAGGGAGAGAAGGAAAGAAAAGGAUGGAGAGGAGAACUUGGAUUCCCUUGGGUAGAUGGAUACUGCGCAACCCCCAAAGCCUCCCAACUAACCAGGUCCACCUGACUCCCUCCCACACUCCCAGAGGAUGGAGCUCCUCCAAGGAGGCAGAACUGACCUCCUUGGGGAUCCAUAUUUUGGGGGGAAAUGGAAAAGUAUCUCCUUAGCCCAACUGCUUUGCAAGGAGAAAUCAAGUUGAGAGAAUAAUUUUCUGGCCACUUCUAAGGUACAUUGUCAAACCGAAAAGCGCCAGCAUCGGCCAUCAAGGGGCAGAACGUUUGCUGUAGAAAGUAUCUCAGACCGAGGCACCCAAGGUCUCUGCUCUGCCUUUGAUGUGUGGUUUGCGUGGGCGUGUGUGUGGGUUGUGUAUCUGUCUGCACCCACAUCCUCACUCUCUGGUUUCUGUUGCCUCCCAGCUAGAUUAUAAACAGGUGUACUUGUCCAUGCUCCAGGUGUUUGCACAUGUGUGCAUACUAUCCAAAGAAGGUUAGAGUUGGGGUGAUGCCGCACUGGGGAGGGGACGUCAGGCUUCUUCCCCAGGAGCACCGGGAAUAUGGCUCACAGACUCUGUCUUGGCCCUGCGUCUGCACUCUGGCGGCCCCGAGUGCCACCAGCCCCUUCUGCUUGACAGAGCCCAGCAGGAGUAGGGCCGCCAGCUCCCAGCAUUGCCCUCGUUUUGCCUUGACCAGGAGGUGGGACCAUUGGUUUGAGUAUCGGAGACAAGUAUUCCCAUAGCCUCGGGGAUGAGAUCCAUCAGCGCACCGGCGUUGCCCUCCGGGCAUCUUCCCUGAGCUGUCUGGUCGAGGUGGGCAGGUGGCUCCCAGUUGCUCCCGCCAGCUCCCAGCCCGCAGCCCAUUCUUGGGUUCACACCCACAACAGCCUUAUCUCAGACUUAUCUGCAUGAUGUCCUUGUGGGUGCUUGGGUUUGCGCCUUCCCGAUCUGCCCCUCCCCGCGGGGUCCUGCGGGGUCCUGCAGGGUCCCGUGUUGGGCUCAUCCUGGGGAACCUGCUUCCAAGAGCUCAGCAAGGCCCAGGAGAGACACCUGCUGUCCUUGUCCUCCCCUCUGCCAGUGUUUGGGUCCGUUUGCUGGGCUGUCCAGGGAGACUUGGCAGAGGCCUGGGGCCGCCACCUGUGUACCAGUGGCCUCCAAACAACACCAAAGCCUUGCUGUCCCCGCUGCCUUGGUCUCCCCAGCAGAGACAGUGCCUGUGAGCAGAGACAGAAGGGGUCAUUGGGGCCAAGCCUGCAGUCCCUCCGGGCAGCUGGGAGCCCCCACCUCCACCCGAGGACUCGGAGCUGGAAUGGAAAACUCACCAGGACUCCAUUCUUGAGGGGCUUCUUAAGCCUCCGGGGGUCCCUUAGAGAGGCAUUGUACUGAUAUAUAAAUAUAUAUAAUAUAUAUGUGAGACAUACUGACAGAAUCUGUAAGCUAAUAAAAUAUAAGAAAAGGUUAAAAAAAAGAAUAGGUAAAUUGACAAGAAGUAUUUAUUGUUUCCCCAUAUUGCUUUAUUGCCUCCCUGGGCAUAAACCAGUUCCCAUCCCUCUUCCUAGUAUAAGGGAAGCCUGAAAUGUAGGGGCCUUUAUCCUUGGAGCAAUCAGGGUUCUCCUUGCCCUGGCCUUGGCCUUCCCUAGACUUUGUCUGGGGCUCAGCAGGGAGGGGUGCAUGUGUUCCAUCUCCUUUGGCCCCCUACUUUCUGGCAGCCCAGGCCUCGGCCGUCAGGGCCCGAGAUGAGCCCACUCACCACGAGCGAGCGUGUGCGCCAGGGGACAGGGUGAGUGUGGCGGGCGUGGUCGUGUGUGCGUCCUUUGUACGUUUUCUCCUCCAAGAGGCUGUGUCUGUGUGGACAUGCCGUUUCAGGGAGCUGGAAAGGAGGGUGUCUGAAGCAGGCGGGGAGCAGGGCUCGCUUCCCCGACUGAGACCGUGUGUGGUGACGAAGGUUCUUCCAAAGUGCUCUUCCUUCUGAGGCUUUCGAGCCAGAUACUGGGGUUUCCCUCUCCUGUUCCCUACGUACCCCAACUCUCUUCCCGGAUAGGAGAUAUUUCACCCCCGUCCUUUGUAAAUAUCUUAACCUCCCACUGGACAGCCGGGGACCCU